GGAAGAUGGAAUUUACUGCGCCAAUUGUUUCUCCUGCUGUAACACUAUUUGGCAGCGGAAGAAGAGGGGAAGGUUUUUGGCCAUAGAAUCGGUGUUGCCAUCAAACGGAGACUGGCUUGGCACAGGGGACAAACGGGAGACGAAAAUAUCCUUCAUAUCUUGCUAUAAUUUCACAAUAAAGCGGGUCUUCGCAGAGACCUGACGUGACCGUCAUCCCUGAACAGAGCCAUCCGCCUGCUCCGAAGUCAGUCCUUAACCAUCAUUGGGCAAUCUGGGUUGAAUAUUAUAAUCCGUCCCUAUCCCUUUUUUCAGCUUUCACUGGGUAUCAUAGAUAGACACUUUACUUUUUAACUCCCUCCCUCCCACUGGGCAAAAAAAUGGUUGAAUAAAAGUUGUUUCCUCAUCAUUUCAACCCCCAAAAAACAAUAUGUUGACGUUGAAUCAACGUGGAGAAAUAAUUGGAUUUGCAAAAAAGUCAUCAACAUAAGGGCAUUUCGUAAUUUUUUCACCCAACUUUGAACCUAAAUCCAAUGACAUGGUGACAUUUUUUGUUGAUUUCAUGUUCGUUGACAACUCAACCAAAUGCAAAUCAAAACUAGAUGUUGAACUGACGUCUGUGCCCAGUGGGCAGUUUCCAUUUUCUGAAUUGGUUGCCAUAUAGAUUUUCACUUUCUCACUUCCUCUGACUGGACCCACUGGAUUCUAUUAAGAUUUAUUCCCUGGCUGUUGUCCAUCUCUCUGGGCUAUAACAUAAAUCAUUAAUGUUUUCAUUACGUUCAUAUUUUUAGACCCCAGACUUGGUACCAUAGAUAUUUUCACCCUAGUCUGGCAGCUAGGCUGCUCCCCUAUAUGCUGAUGAAUGAAGACCCCAUUCAGGAAGAGCGCGCCGGGCCAGAGAUCCAGAGCUGAUGCAGGGCACUCAGGUGUUUCUGCAAAUAUGAAGAAAAAGAACUCCCACAAGAAACAAAAGAACAGCCCCAACAAGGCAGUGUCGUCGGCGCCGCGGCGGAACAUCGUGGGCUGUCGUAUCCAGCACAUCUGGAAGGAGGGGAGCGCUACAUCUCAGUCGCAGUGGAAAGGCACGGUGCUGGACCAGGUGCCCGUCAACCCCUCGCUCUACCUCAUCAAGUACGACGGCUUCGACUGUGUCUAUGGACUGGAGCUGCAUAAAGAUGAGAGGGUACAGGGCCUCGAGGUGCUCCCUGACCGUCAAUCCUCUACGCGCAUCAGCGACGUCAACCUGGCUGACACGAUGAUAGGGAAGGCAGUGGAGCACAUGUUUGAGACGGAGGACGGAACUAAAGACGAGUGGAGGGGCAUGGUUCUGGCCCGGGCACCCAUCAUGAAUACCUGGUUCUUUAUCACCUACGAGAAAGACCCCGUCCUGUACAUGUACCAGCUCCUAGACGACUACAAGGAGGGAGACCUGAGGAUCAUGCCUGACUCAAAUGACUCUACGCCGGCGGAGCGGGAGCCGGGGGAGGUGGUGGACAGUCUGGUGGGGAAACAGGUUGAGUACGCUAAAGAGGACGGCUCCAAACGAACUGGCAUGGUCAUCCACCAGGUGGAGGCCAAACCCUCCGUCUACUUCAUCAAGUUCGACGAUGACUUCCACAUCUACGUCUACGACCUGGUCAAGACCUCCUAAGGGCCACCUUUGACCUCUGACCCCCUUUUCACACUACUGAGCCGAAUCGAGCAGUGAUGGUCUGUUUACGUGUCUAUUCGCCAUUGCUGAAAAGGACUAUGUGGGGGGAAAAUAUUUCAUAGCGAGCCAGUAUAGCCUGGUUCGGGUCAGCACGGUAGUGUGAAAAGGCUACUAGGUCGCUGGGCCCAGAGGACAGGAGGCCUGUCUGGGGAGUUAACGAUGGAUGCGGAGGUUGUGGGGAAACUCUACCAUGCAGGAAAGACGAUCAACCACCACCAUCACCACAUGGAACCUUAUCUUAUCCACCAAUUUUCCCAAAAUAUCUCUUCAACGUUUCGUGCAAAUGCUUCUUUGAGAUGUGACAGACAGACAGCUGGAUUGGAUAUUUCACUGAAGCCUUUGGAUUUCUACUCAUGAAACAUCUCUGAUAGCUCUAGUCAGAGAAGGAAAAAUGGGGCACUGUGCAUCUGAAUUAGCUGCCACAAUUUGUUUCGUCCACUGUCUAUCCCCUGUAGUUGAGUGAUCCUAUGGAUACAUCCCAUCAAUCUCUAAGGGAAGGGACAGGGACAAGAUAUCAAGCCUUAUAUUUGCACACUGCAUAUAAAGUUGGUUGGCAUCUCAUUCAAUGUUUUUCAGUGAUUUGAUGACCAAGCCAGUCAUAGCAAUGUAUCUCCUAUAUAUGUGUGAGUGUAUGAGCUCUUGUGUUCAUUUCUUUUUGUACAUGCAGUUCUGGAGUCCCCAUAUCUUAGUGGUCAGUAACUACAGUACUUGGGUUUGUUUCAGUCUCGUAGAAUCAUUCAAACCCUGACUAUGAUUACAUUUGUUUCUUUGUGAUGUUGAAAGAUAUGCAACAACAUAUGCAGUGAGCAAAGAAAUGUGUGGAAGUUACGAGAGGGAGGUGACCAGUGUUUUAAAAGGAGGCUUUGGGAUUUUUGGCAAUGAGGCCCCUCAUUUACUUCCCCAGAGUCAGAUGAAGUCGUGGAUACAAUGUGUAUGUCUCUGCGUGCAGUUUGAAGGAAGUUGCUAACUAGCGCUAAUGCUAUCGCUAACUAGCGUUAGCAUAAUGACUGAACGUCGUUGCCAAAAUCCCAAGGUAUCCCUUUGAUUCAAACGUUUUAUUUUUUUUCCAAAAACUUGUUUACUUUAUACUGUAUUUAAUGUAUAUUCAUAGAAAAUAAUAGUUUGAUACAGAUUUAGUUCUAUCACAGCACUAAUUCCAAAAAAUCUUCUUACAUAGAGGAUUUAAGAGCACUUGUUUGUUUCAGUUUUUUUUGUCUGAAAGGACAAUUAUAUUUUGAUCAUCUCAACAACACUAUUCAAAAAUGGUUAACCAGUGAGAGCGUUAAUCUGUUGUCCUGAGAAAGAUUUUGUUUAAUAUGCCUUGCCAAAUCCCUCGACACUUAUAAUUCAUUAUUCAUUCAUAACAACAGCAAUAAUUAUUCAGAUAAUAAUUGUUUAUUGUUGUUCCUGUAUUCAUAUGUUUACAACAGUUUGUUUUGUUGGGAAAAUCUAUUUUCAUAACUUUUUUACUUAAUCAUCACAUUCUUCUUGACCUCUGUGUUCAACACACUUUCUGUUUAAUUGUUAUAGUAACAUUUUAGUAAACUUUUUUCUCUUGCCUUUUAAAAGCUGAAGACGGUAUGGUAAAAGCACUGCAAAGUAAGACGAUUAUUUAGAAGUGAGAAUUCCAUACCAGCUCCUGAAAAGUGUUCUAAAUUCAGCAGUAACAGUACUAGAGUGAUUUUGAAAACAUUUUCACACAACUGUUAAUACACAAGAAUGAUUCAAAACGUUAAAUGCAACACCCACUUUAUGGAGUGCAUGAAAUAUUAUACAUGAGGAAAAGGUUACUCGCCCUGAAAGAGAUUUUUAUUUGCUGUGUGUGUGUGUAACCAAACUACAUGUUCCACCAGAUUACCUCUUAGUAUGCUCCUUUAGGGACGUUACCCCUGUUGUCAGAGAAACAGUGGGCAACUAAGUGGUCUAGAACCUCUAAGAUACAGAUGUUAGUUAAUUAGUUAGUAACGUAAACGUUCCAUGUGACUGUAACUCCCAACACUCCACCCUUUACUGCUUUCUCCAUGCCCUCCAUGACACUGAAGCAGUGUAUGUUCAGAUGCAGUCUCCGAAGAGGGGUAGUACUGUCCUUUACAGUAUUCUGCGUAGUAACAGAACAGAUGAGCUGUUGUGACUGAUUUUGAGAUGAAGUCCCUCUGUUAGAGGAGUAGCUAAUGCUUACUCUAGGUUAUACACAAACUAUGACUGAAUGGUAGCUUUAGGGAUGGAUAGAACAACAUGAGAGUAUGUAUAUCGGUUAUAAUAAAGAUUAUAAUUUUAAGACCGCAUACAGCAUAAAGCCCCUUUAUACCAGAAAAGCUACACACAAGUAAAUAUCUUCUAUUAACCUGUUGUAUUCCAAGCCGCAAACUGAUUUGUGUUUUAUGCAAGAUGUUUCCUUCAGAAAACAAUUGAAAGGGUUUGAUGAAUUGGCCUUUCACACUUGCGUACUGUAGUGUUGUACUGUGUUUGAUGUCAGUUCAUUGUGGGAUAGAAAAAAAAUACCAUUUGUUUUGCAUGAGUAGCGAAAACAGAACUGUAAGUGGUAGUUAGUGUGAAAAGUGAGAUGCAUGUGUGUAUCUCUCAUUUUUUAAAAGUUUUUCUAUGUUCAAUGUGUUUCUUAUUGUGGCAUUCCCUUUCAUUCCCUUUUCUUUGCAUUUCUAAAGAAAAACAGUCAUUUUUCAAGAGUAUUUUUUACCCUGCUGUAUGUGUUGUAUGUGGUGACAACAGAAUGGCCACAGGGUGGUGGUGUUACACAGUAUUUGAGGGAUUAUGUCUUUCACAUACAAAACUGAUGUUGUCCACAAUAAUUAUUUAUAUGUAUCUCUUUUGAGUGCCACAAGGAAAAUAUGAACUCAAAGAAAAAGGCCUUAUGAAAUUGGUAGGGGUGGGGAAAUGUUUAUAUAUAAAUAUAGUAUCUAUAUAUAUGGUGUGUAAGUGUAUGCAUGUGUGUGGAUGUAUAAGGUAGGUAGCACAUCUUAGUUACAUAUCCAAGGAAUAAAUUAUGUACAUAGACAUUUUUUUGAAAAAUACACUACAAAAGUAUGUGGACACCCCUUCAAAUUAGUGGAUUCAGCUAUUUAAUCCACACAGGUUGCUGACAGGUGUAUAGAAUAGAGCCCAAAGCAAUGCAAUCUCCAUAGACAAACAUUGGCAGUAGAAUGGCCCAUACUGAAGAGCUCAGUGACUUUAAAUGUGUUACUACAUUUCUAAGUCAGUUUGUCAAAUUCUGGCCAUGCAAGAGCUGCCCCGGUCAACUGUAAGUGCUGUUGUUGUGAAUUGGAAACGUUUAGGAGCAACAACGGCUCAGCCGUGAAGUGGUAGGCCAGACAAGCUCACAGAGUGGGACUGCCGAGUGCUGAUGCGCAUAAAAAAACGUCUGUCCUCGGUUGCAACACUCACUACCAAGUUCCAAACUGCCUCUGGAAGCAAGGUCAACACAAUAACUGUUUGUUAGAAGCUUCAUGAAAUGGAUUUCCAUGGCUGAGCAGCGUCACACAAGCCUAAGAUAACCAUGCGCAAUGCCAAGCGUUGGCUGGAGUGGUGUAAAGCUUGCCGCCAUUGGUCUCAGUGGAAACGCAUUCUCUGUAGAAACUAAUCACUCUUCACCAUCUGGCAGUCUGACGGAGAAACCUGGCAACCUGGCAACGCAACCUGCCCGAAUGCAUAGUGCCAACUGUAAAGUUUGGUGGAUGGGGAAUAAUGGUCAUGGUUUGGGCUAGGCCCAUUAGUUCCAGUAAAGGGACAUCUUAAUGGUACAGCAUUCAAUGACAUUGUAGAUGAUGCUGUGCUUCCAACUUUGUGGCAACAGUUUGGGGAAGGCCCUUUCCUGUACCAGCAUGGCAAUGCCCCCGUGCACAAAGCGAGGUUCAUACAGAAAUGGUUUGUCGAGAUCCGUGUGGAAGAACUUGACUGGCCUGCACAGAGCCCUGACCUCAACCCUAAUGAACACCUUUGGGAUGAAUUGGAACGCCGACUACGACCGCACUAAUGUUCUUGUGGCUGAAUGGAAGCAAGUCCCUACAGCAAUGCAACGUCUAGUGGAAAGCCUUCCCAGAAGAGUGGAGGCUGUUAUAGGACCAACUUCAUAUUAAUGCCCAUGAUUUUUGAAUGAGAUGUUCGAUGAGCAGGUGUCCACAUACUUUCUGGCAUGUAGUGAAUACACUGAACAAAAAAUAUAAACGCAACAUGCAACAAUUUAAAAGCUUUUACUGAGUUACUGUUCAUGUAAGGAAACCAGUCAAUAUGAAUACAUUCAUUAGGCCCUAAUCUAUGGAUUUCACAUGACUGGGUAGGGGCACAGCCAUGGGAGGGCAUAGGCCCACCAACUGGGGAGCCAGGGCCCAGCCAAUCAGAUUUUUUUUCCCCCACAAAGGGACUUUUUUUAGAGACAGAAAUACUCCUCAGACGAUCCGACAAGAACAAGCCUGAUGUGGAGGUCCUGGGCUGGUGUGGUUACACAUAGUCUGCGGUUGUGAGGCAGGUUGAAUAUACUGCCAAAUUUUCUAAAAAGACAGUGGUAGAGCAAUGGACAUUACAUUUUCUGGCAGCAGCUCUGGUGGACAUACCUGCAGUUAGCUUACCAAUUGCACGCCACCUUAAACUUGAGACAUUUGUGGCAUUGUGUUGUGUGACAAAACUGCACAUUUUAGAGUGGACUUUUAUUGUCCCCAGCACAAGGUGCACCUGUGUAAUGAUAAUUCUGUUUAAUCAGCUUCUUGAAAUGCCACACCUGUCAGGUGGAUGGAUUAACUUGGCAAAUGAGAAAUGCUCAGUAACAGGGAUGUAAACAAAUUUGUGCACACAAUUUUAUAGGAAUACGCUUUUUUGUGCGUAUAGAACAUUUCUGGGAUCUUUUAUUUCAGCUCAUGAAACAUGGGAUCAACACUUUACAUGUUGCGUUAUAUUUUUGUUCAAUAUAUAUAAUUAGGGUUUUCAUCUCUCAGUUACACUUAAUUGUGUUUAAAAAAAAUAAAAACGAUAUGAUUUAAAUGGC
This is a messenger RNA of Oncorhynchus kisutch (coho salmon), 6701 nucleotides long. Its product is annotated as spindlin-Z-like. Bases 860 to 1648 code for a protein of 262 amino acids. NCBI's taxonomy places the organism in Eukaryota, Metazoa, Chordata, Actinopteri, Salmoniformes, Salmonidae. The record is from RefSeq and is a predicted model, not a curated record. Gene Ontology annotation, biological process: gamete generation. The transcript is spliced from 6 exons.